Magnolia sinica is the source of this 798-nucleotide messenger RNA. RefSeq names its product RING-H2 finger protein ATL22-like. Lineage: Eukaryota; Viridiplantae; Streptophyta; Magnoliopsida; Magnoliales; Magnoliaceae. The transcript has a single exon. The record is from RefSeq and is a predicted model, not a curated record. The coding region runs from base 1 to 798 and encodes 265 amino acids. Gene Ontology annotation, molecular function: polysaccharide binding.
AUGGUUUUACUUUCACUUUUUGUAUCAAAAGGAGAAACAGAGCUCACUGAUCUGUUUUAUGGCAACUCCUUUCAGUUAUAUAUCUCCCUCUUCCUUCUCUCUUAUUUUCUUUUCUACUCACCCAGUCAAGAAUAUCAUCGCCGUGCACCAUGCAAGUCUUUUAGUUGCGGAGUUGUUCCAAAAAUCGAAUUUCCCUUCAACAACAUCACCCAUCCUGAAUGCGGGAUACAACCAGUCGAAUGCAAUGACAAUGGGAUACUGAAGAUCCAAUUCGAGGAGCGAGGGAGACCAUAUAUCGUGAAAAGCAUUUCAUAUGAAUCAAGGACGGUUGUAAUUCAAGAUGAUGAACUCGCCCGUGAAUCGCAACCCAAAUUAUGCAAUUGCCUUCGCAAUUUCACCGUACCCACCUCUCAUUUCCUGUCUUUUAAGCUUACAACUCCUAACUACACCUUCCUCAAUUGCAAGCCUCAUCAAUAUAAUUCCUCUGAAGAUUUCCAUAAUGAGUUCUUCAAAUACACGGGUUGCAAGGACUCUGUUCUCUAUUUCCGGCCAGAGAAUCAGACGGCUCCUCCUCAACAUCCUAGCAACUGUUCACUCAUUACAUUUCCUGCGUCUGAAUGGUUGGUGGACCCUUAUAGAUCGAAGGUGGACCUAGUGUCUCUGUUGGCUGCCGGUUUCUCACUUCGAUGGAAUCUCACACACGAGUGCCACAAAUGUUAUGAAGAAAAAGGAGGGCUUUGCGGGUGGAACCAUACCACUGGAAACUUCAUUUGCUCGAAUUCCGGUAACCAGAGUUAG